GCGUGAGAGGGAUGAGUGCUAAAGGGCGAAUGCGGCCGCUGCAACGCGGUUGCUUAUCGAAAACAGUAGCAGCAGCAGCAGCAGUCGAUCGAGAGCAGCACAGAACGACAGAACGCGGCUGAGAAAGUGAGAAAGAAAGCAGCCGAACAGAAUCUCAUUGACUGCCGUGAGCUGCGGGAACCGCUGGAACCACCGGAGAAUGAGCUGCCCGCUGCAACAGUAACGCAUUGGACAGACAGAGGACGUCGAAAGCGAUUGACAAACACACACACAUACACAUAUGGAUGCGGCGGCAAACAAACGCGGCCGGGGCAAGGGCACCACGCGCUCGACGGGACGAACAGUGGCCGCCGCCGUUGCCGUUGGUGGUGGUGCUGCUGCAAACUCCGGGCCAAACUCACCCAUCGUCGUCCCCCCGUCGGUGGUAACGCUGGAGCGACGUUCGACCUUACCCAUGCCGAGUAUUAGUGGCAGCAGCAGCAGUACGGUCCUCGGAGUGGCAGCUAACGCGACCGCCACUACCUCCACCACCCCCACCGCUAGCGCGCCUAGCAUACAGCGCAAGCUGCUGCGGCUGGCCGGCAAACGGCACACGGGCAAAGGGGUCAGUCUCGGUGCGACGACCAGCAAGCUGGCCUGCAGCAGCCGCACGCAUCUCGUGCGGAAGGCGCUGCCCGUGUCGGGCGCGGUGGUCGGCAGCGUGGCCGACCGGUUGCAUCACCGGCACGGCGGUGUCGUGCCGCCCAUCAUCAGCACGGCGACGGCGAACCGGAGCAGUGCGAACGAGGCCAAGCUCGGCAAGCACCACCAUCCGCUGCCGAACCAGCAGAACGGGUACGGGACGGCGGCGGGCAGCAGCUACGCCCCGAUCGUGCCGUAUGGGCCGGGUACGGGUUUGCUGGACGGAGCGGAGAACCAUCAAGCUGGUGUUGCGGCUGUCGCCGCCGGUACAAGAAUGGUUGCCACGUCCGUGUCUCCGCUGUCGCCGCAGACCCUAUCGCCCUCGACCGGAUCCUCCUCGCCGUCCACGAUCUCGCCGGGCGUGUCGCUUGCCGCCUCCCCGCUGGCCAGCUGCACCGGCCGGCAGAAUGCACCGGCCGGAGGAAGUGCGCGCACGGCCAACAGCAACAGGGGGGCAACCGCGCCGUCCGUACCGUUCCGGAUGGCGCCCGGCACCGACGGUAGCUUCUCGGUUGCGGGCGUCCCGCCCGCCCUCAUCAGCUCGCGCGACGGCAAGAUACAGCUGCAGAUAGUGACGCAGCCGGAGCAGCAGCACCGGGCUCGCUACCAGACGGAGGGGUCGCGCGGCGCGGUGAAGGACCGCAGCGGCAACGGCUUUCCGGUGGUGCGGCUGGUCGGCUACAACAAACCGUGUCCGACGCCGCACAUCUUCUACCAGGCGUGCAAGGUGUCGGGGAAAAACUCGACCCCGUGCGUGGAGCGCAUCCUGGAGGGCACCAAGUACAUCGAGGUGCAGCUGAAGCCGGAAAACAACAUGACCGUCACGUGCGACUGCGUGGGCAUACUGAAGGAGCGGAACGUCGACGUGGAGUACCGGUUUCCCGACCAGACGGCGUCCCGCACGAAGAAAAAGUCCACCCGCUGCCGGAUGGUGUUCCGCACCACCAUUACCGGGGAGGACGGGUCGACCGAGACGCUGCAGGUGUCGUCGCAUCAAAUCAUCUGCACGCAACCACCGGGCGUGCCGGAAAUACUGAAAAAAUCCCUCAUCUCCUGCCCGGUCGAGGGCGGUCUGGAGCUGUUCAUCAUAGGCAAAAACUUCCUCAAGGAUACGCGCGUCGUCUUCCAUAGGCCGAAGGCGGUGCCCGCACACUCGGCAUUUACGCGCACGGCAGCUGCCGGUGCGGCCUGGGAGCAUGCGGUCGCUCCCGACAAGGAGCAUCUGAAUCAGGUUCAUCUCAUCUGCAAGGUGCCACCGUACGAGCGGCAGGACAUUACCGAGCCGGUCACGAUCAAGCUGUACAUCCUGUCCAGCGGCAAGAAGAGCGAAACGCAUGACUUUAUCUACACGCCGAAAGGUGAGCAUACGGCGCUCAGUGCCGCGACCACGGUGGCUACCAUCCCGGGGCGCCGCAACCGUUUAGGUACGGCCGUUGGCCAGCAGCAGCCGCAGCAGCAGCAGCCGCCGCAACACCAGCAACAGCAGCCGCCACCAACGUCGCACAACUAUUUUAGCGAGCUGGCCGGCCUCGGCAACAAUGGGGCCGCCGGGGUGCAGAACGGUGGCAACGUUACCGCCGUGCCGAACGUUGACGGUGCUGCGCUGGCCAAUGCGAUCAAUGCGAUCGCGGCCACGGCCGCCGGCAUGGGCGAGCUGCCCGGCCCGAACGGAGCUGCUGGCGGUCGCUUUGUCUGCAACGGCAACCGGACGGAAGCAGCCGUGUCGCCGUUCGACGAGCCGGCGAACGUGCACGCCAGCCGGCCAAUGUUUCUGCGCACCUCGACGCCGCUCGAGAUCGAGGCGAAGGGCAUGAUGCCGCCGCCGAUCAACGUGCUGCCGACCGGAAGUAUUAUCCCGCCCCAGUGCCACCCGGGCGUGCUGUCGCUGCCCUCGCCCAACCAGUCGAUCCAGCCGGCGGUGGACGUGUUCAAGCCGGAGCUGGUCGAGCCGGAGUGCAGCCGCAGCCACAUGGCGGACGAGGAGUCGCUCGACCAGUUCGCGGUGAAGGCUUCGCUGGCCCGGUUCGGUGCGUCGGUCGAGAACUCGCUUGACGGCAUCCUGUUCGCGCCGGUCCCGGCCGAGCCGAGCAUACUGUAUCGGCGGCGCAGCGUCCGGCAGCCGAGCAUGGAGAUGGAAGAUAGCUGCUCCAACAUGUCGCUGCUGGCAAACGACAGCCGCAUGAUGGACCUACCGAGCGCUGGCGGUGCCGCGGCAGCAGCCGGCGGUGGUGGUAGUAGCGGGGGUGGGUCGCUGUCGAUCGGGUCGCACUUCGACACGGUGAUGAACAUUGCCACGCUGACGUCCUUCUGCGGCAGCCUGCCGGUGGCACCGAUGGAAACGAACUACAUGGGCGGGGAGCCGCUGGGCACGGCCAAGCCGUCGCCCCUGCCGGUCGACUGCGACAUCAAGAGCAUCAUCAAAACGGAGCCGCAGACGCCGCACGCCUCGACAACGCCGGUUAACAUGCAGCUGGACCAGUUGCUGGCAGCUUCCGGCGUAUGCAGCGACGCGAUUGCCACGCAGAUCGAGGCGGAAUGUUUACUGCAGCAGCAACAGCAGCAGCAACAGCAGCAGCAGCAGCAGCAACAACAACAACAACAAAAACAACAACAACAACAACAACAACAACAACAACAACAACAGCAGCAACAAUUGCAACAACAACAACAACAACUGCAGCAACAGCAGCAGCAACAACAACAACAACUGCAUCAACAGCAACAACAACAACAACGAUUGCAGCAGCAAGAACAGCAACUACACCAUCACUUGCAACAGCUGCAACAGCAGCAUGAACAGCAGCAACAACAACAACAACAACAACAGGUGUUGGCGGAAAAAAUGGACGUCGGUAUGGUCGGCGGACCGGUGGCCGUGUGCAACGCCAUGCUAAUGGAUACCCAGCUCCCGACCCAGCAGCCGAUGGACACCUCGGCACCGCUGCCGAUCGCCUCCCCACCCACGGUGGUCGGUACGCUGGGCGUGGUGCAGCUGGCCGGGCGCGGUGUCGUCGGCAACGGGGUGCCGCCGGAGGUACCGGUGUCGGUGGUGCAGCCGGUCAGCGCCGUGCCGGCGGUGGGGGUGGCCCGCCCGCUCGAGGCGGUCGUCGAACCGGCCAUACCGAUGGACUCGAUCGGGCUCCACCCGUCCCAGGAGUCGCUGGCGGAGGAGUCGCGUGCCCUCGCAUCGGAGCUGACCGCCAUGACCGAGACCGAGCUGAUGAACUUCAUCUGCCCGAGCGCGUUCGAUGCCGUGUAACGCCCAAUUGUCAUGCACCGGCAGCAGUGGCUACCAAGGAGUAACGGAAAAAAGUAGGACAACAGCCGCGCAUCUAGAGCUCUAGCGGCGGGAGUGUAGAUGUCAAGCAGCG
This is a messenger RNA of Anopheles arabiensis, 4052 nucleotides long. RefSeq lists its product as uncharacterized. Gene Ontology annotation, cellular component: transcription regulator complex. Gene Ontology annotation, biological process: regulation of transcription by RNA polymerase II. The record is from RefSeq and is a predicted model, not a curated record. Gene Ontology annotation, molecular function: RNA polymerase II cis-regulatory region sequence-specific DNA binding; DNA-binding transcription factor activity, RNA polymerase II-specific; transcription factor binding. NCBI's taxonomy places the organism in Eukaryota, Metazoa, Arthropoda, Insecta, Diptera, Culicidae.